Trametes versicolor FP-101664 SS1 is the source of this 942-nucleotide messenger RNA. RefSeq lists its product as uncharacterized. NCBI's taxonomy places the organism in Eukaryota, Fungi, Basidiomycota, Agaricomycetes, Polyporales, Polyporaceae. The transcript has 9 exons. The record is from RefSeq and is a predicted model, not a curated record. Bases 1 to 942 code for a protein of 313 amino acids.
AUGUCGGGAGAAGACUCGGAGAUUGUACAAGAUGUUAUCGCUCAGUACCCUCGGUUACUGAUCGAGAACUACUGCAUCGUAGCAUCGUCUGCGCUCUUGUGGUUUGACUUCGUGUUGACGCUUCCGGACGAGUACCGCAGAAUAUGGAAGCAGAAGUUCUCAGGAGCGACAGUGAUAUACUUUUUGAUGCGAUACGUCGCGGUCAUCGAGAGGAUAUUCCUUGUGCUGGAGGUUCUCGUAUGGAACUCAAGCGAUCGGACCUUCAGCAUCAACAGAGACUCGUUCAGGAUGGGAUUCGAUACUCCGUUGGCGACAUUGCUCCUGCGAGAUGGAACGGCCUACUUCUUAGUCUCGCUCAUAAUUCAGAUUAUCACUAUCAUCUCCAACAGCAUCGGUUCUGAUGUCACAGUCUGGCUUGUGUGGCCUUACUUUGAGCAAGUCGUCACCGUGAUCUGCUUCUCGCGCUUCAUGCUCGACCUGCGCGGUAUCUACUUCACCGGGCGCGAUGGGCGCGAGGCAGACACGACACUUCACCUGUCCGACGUCAGGUUCGAGGGCAUCACGUCCACGAUAAUCGGCAACCUCGGCUCGACAACAUCUGCGGCGCAGGUCGAGAUCCCAGGCCCCGAGCUCCCGGAGGAUAGCGACGCGUCGCCCGGCCCCGAGUCGGCGGACUCGCUCGAGCGCAGACAUGUGUGGGAGUGGCGCGACGACGAGGUCGAGUUGAGCGACGACCCGUUCAAGGCAGGCUUUCAGAGCCUAGAGAAGCGUCCUGCGUUCUUUGCAACGGUUGCGGAGGCGUCCGAGACGAGGGAGGCUGAAAAGGUGGAUGGAACGGAAUUUCAGGUCAGCGAUUAUAUUCUGAAGUUGGCGAAGUGCGAGCCUUUGACUGAGCCUUCACGUUGGCAGGGAACUCAAAUUGGAGAUACCUCACCUGUCUAA